Podarcis raffonei (Aeolian wall lizard) is the source of this 2024-nucleotide messenger RNA. It is a transcript of the gene KCNK1, whose product is annotated as potassium two pore domain channel subfamily K member 1. Gene Ontology annotation, biological process: potassium ion transmembrane transport; stabilization of membrane potential. The record is from RefSeq and is a predicted model, not a curated record. The transcript has 3 exons. The coding region runs from base 470 to 1480 and encodes 336 amino acids. Gene Ontology annotation, molecular function: potassium ion leak channel activity. Lineage: Eukaryota; Metazoa; Chordata; Lepidosauria; Squamata; Lacertidae. Gene Ontology annotation, cellular component: membrane.
UAUGCGUGUUUCCUUUUUCUCUCCUCCCCACUCACUUUAGCGAGCUGCCCAGCUGGAACCAGUUCAGCAGCUGACGCGCGACCCGUUCCCGGUUACCUGAGCCGGGAAACCACGUGAGCGCCACAUCAUCUGGGCUUUUGAAACGGAAAGUCACCGAAAGGAGGAAACAGGAAAAGAACGAAGCGAAACCCCGCUGCCAGACGCCCGGAGAAGGGCUCGUUUGAAUGAGUGGCGGAGCUUGAGCCUCCAGGCAGGGGACGCGCGUAGGGGCCGAGCCGGUGCUCAUUCCCCACCCCGUCGCCCGCCCCGGGCGUCCCGCUUCCUCUCCUCCGCGCGCGUCAAAAGGGCGCCGAGCUUCCCGCGCCUUCCUUCCCUUCCCUCAGGGACCAGAGCCUCGCGAGUGCUGAGGGCAGGCGGCAGCGGCGGCGGGCUGGCGCCGGGUGCGAGCGCGAGGCGCUGGCGGGGGAAGAUGCUGCAGUCGCUAGCCGGCAGCUCGUGCGUGCGGCUGGUGGAGAGGCACCGCUCGGCCUGGUGCUUCGGCUUGCUGGUGCUGGGCUACGCGCUCUACCUGGUCUUCGGCGCCGUGGUCUUCUCGUCGGUGGAGCUGCCCUACGAGGACCUGCUGCGCCAGGAGCUGCGCAAGCUGAAGCGGCGCUUCGUGGAGGAGCACGAGUGCCUCUCCGAGCAGCAGCUCGAGAGCUUCCUGGCGCGAGUCCUGGAGGCCAGCAACUACGGCGUGUCGGUGCUGAGCAACGCUUCCGGCAACUGGAACUGGGACUUCACCUCGGCCCUCUUCUUCGCCAGCACCGUCCUCUCCACCACGGGUUAUGGACACACCGUGCCUUUGUCAGAUGGAGGGAAAGCCUUCUGCAUCAUCUAUUCAGUCAUUGGAAUCCCCUUUACACUGCUUUUCCUGACAGCAGUGGUGCAGCGCAUUAUUGUCUAUGUAACAAGGCGGCCUGUGCUGUAUUUCCAUGUUCGCUGGGGCUUCUCUAAGCAGAUAGUUGCCAUCAUCCAUGCGGUGAUUCUGGGCUUCGUUACUGUCUCGUGCUUUUUCUUCAUCCCAGCAGCAAUAUUUUCUGUCCUUGAAGAUGACUGGAACUUCCUGGAAUCUUUUUACUUUUGCUUCAUUUCACUGAGCACCAUUGGCCUUGGUGACUAUGUUCCAGGAGAAGGUUACAACCAAAAAUUCAGAGAGCUGUAUAAAAUAGGAAUUACAUGUUACCUGCUGCUGGGCCUCAUUGCAAUGCUGGUGGUUUUAGAGACUUUCUGUGAACUUCACGAGCUCAAAAAAUUUAGGAAAAUGUUCUAUGUGAAGAAGGACAAGGAAGAGGACCGAGUACACAUAGUAGAACAUGACCAACUCUCCUUCUCUUCAAUUUCAGACCAGGCGGCCUCUUUGAAGGAAGAUCAGAAAAUAAAUGAACCUUUUGUGACCCCACAGUCUGCAGUUAACUGUGACGGCUGCAUAAACAAUUAACCAAGGGCUUCCGUUUCAAUAUCAACUGUGCACUUACAUCCCUUCAGUUAGAACUAGUACCAUUAAUGAAACUAUAGAGGCAGAAGGCUAUGCUAUAUUAUCAAGUACUCAUUGCUGGGAAUAUUUUUAAAGUGUAUGAGCCAAAUAAAGCUCUCUUUAGCUGGAACAACAUUAUGGGAAUGUUGGCUGGGGGGAGGAAAUGUGCAUUUGGGAACCCCUUGAUUAAUGGUGCGUACACGGAGCAUACAUUGGGGACUCUAGAUUUGAUCAACAAUUCAGUUCUCAUUUCCCCAGACUGCUGCCCUAAGUCCCCUCCCGCCCCCCCUGAAAAUCAUGUUGUGGUUCAUUGACAAAAUAGGAGCUUUCUGAUGCCAUUUGCAACUUCUGGUUUUGAAACAUGAAUGGGGGACUGAAGCAUUGAGUUGGAAGGGUUUGUUGUUGUAGCCCAGAAAACAGGAAUAGUCUCUUGCCAUGUCUCCUUCAGUGAGAUUCCCAAAUGACUGGGUUCAUGCGCACUGGGCUAUCUCUGUACUCUCUCUCACAC